Messenger RNA from Fusarium falciforme, 2706 nucleotides. RefSeq lists its product as hypothetical. The transcript is spliced from 4 exons. Bases 49 to 2706 code for a protein of 885 amino acids. NCBI's taxonomy places the organism in Eukaryota, Fungi, Ascomycota, Sordariomycetes, Hypocreales, Nectriaceae. The record is from RefSeq and is a predicted model, not a curated record.
UCCACUCCCGAUACGGAUCAGCCUCCGGCUCAAUUGCAGACUCCGCUUAUGAAGAAACUCAUCCAUAAAUUCAAGGGUACCAGGAAUGGGGCGAAGGGCCAGAAAAGGGGAGUUUGUCCAACCCAGGGCAUCAGCGACCUCGGCGAGGAUAGCUCCAAGCACGUCGUGUAUCCGUGUGAUCCUGCCUUAUCAUCAGCGCCGACGGCUGCGUCUGCGCCAGUCUAUGAUGCGAACCGUCGGAAUGCCUCUUCGCCAGUUGAUCCUCAGGAUGAUGUCGGGACGUUCUCCGGGUUCGACUCUUGGCUUUCAAGUUUCAUGCCAGACCCUCACGGCGGAGGCAUUGCGGAAAUGCCCGUUCAGCCAGUGCAUACCGAGUUAUUGAAUAUGAAAGGCUUUCCUCCAGGGGACUACAUCAAUCUGACUCUCAAUGGGGUCAAAAAGCCCAGCCACGCCCAGAAAUUCAUUGUGACCAUCCAUGGGCCCUGGUAUAUGACCCUCAAGCAAGUUAUCCAGCUGCUAGAAGAGCACAAGUUCGAAGCGCCCGUCUCCGCCAAGCAUGCAAGUCUUGCGGUGCCCAACUGGAACCCUAACAAAGCCAUGCCUCAGGAGUUCCAGAUCCUCGCCGUUGACGGGCGGUCUUGCUAUGAUAUGAAUGCCGGAUCAGGGCUACUUAUCAACAGGGACGAACCUAUCGGCCGAUUCACUGAUACCCUCCGUCGCCUGAGAAUUCGCUGCCAAGAAGGAAAGGUAGUGGCGACGUCGUUUCCUGCACAGCUCGAGAUUACGUUCAAUCGAACUUUGAGGCUGCCGGAGGACGGUAAGAUACAUAAUCAGCCUUCCGGUGUAGGCCACAUUCCAGUCACGAAUAUCGCAUGUAUUGCGGAGAAGCUGCGGAAUUCGGGCAAUGCCAGCCUGAGGGACAUGGCCCGCAAAGGUGGAGUGUUCUUCCCGAUGUAUCAACGCGAAGCGAUGUUUAUGUCGUUCAAAGCCACAAAAGAUAGCUUCGCUGUGCGGCCUUUUGUUGGCGGCGUUAACGCUGUUUCUGGCCUUCCGUGGAAUGCACCCCAAUUUCAACGGUUGUCAAAGCAGGACUAUGUGUCGGUGCCGCCGCAGGAGUUCGUUGAUGGCAUUGCUGUUGGGCAAGAUGAGGUCAAACAGUUCAUUGCGAUGCCAUUGGGUUCAGGCUACUCCGUCGAAAAACAAGUCACGGGCAAGGAAGACGUAGGUGGUAUGCAGCUCGAAAUCAUUCCAGGAAACCAAUGGCGUGUCGGGCCGCAGGGCGUGGAGGAUGCCUCACCAUACGACACGCCGCGAAGCUUGAACACAGACAUCGCCGUUCUUAGCUGGACAAACCUGGAGUUGAUGAAGGGUUCCACCCUCGACUUAUCUCAGAGUGCGGGUAAUUGGAUCGAGGAACAUCGUCCGAUUUACAUGCGCCAUCUGUACGGUUCACAGGUCAUUGCUUCCCCCCAGACAGGUUAUAUUUACCCGCAGCCCAACGUGGCUCCGGGCUUUAUUCCAUGGCGACCGGGAGCCGAUGUGUAUAUGGCGGCGAUAUAUCGACUCAACAUAACGCUUACAUAUGUGGAGCGUGGCAUACAUUGCACUAUGUCUGUCGAGUGGCCGCCUUGGUGGACGGUUGAAGCCUGCUUUCAAGAGCGAGCACAGGCAGGAGUCAAGGUCAUGGGCAAAUUUUUCGACGAGGGGAACUUUGGGCUGCUUUACCAGGGCAAGCUCCUUGGUUCUGGCUCUCUGCAGGAGCAGGGCAUGGAGGACAACUCGAUCAUUCAGGUGGUGAACCAGGCUGUGUCUCCACGGCCCAUGAACCCUACUCAAAUGAGGGCACACCCUUGGCACAAUCGCCACCGCAACAGCAAACCUCUUUGCGACACGGGUUGUCCCCUUGUAGGGGGCCUGCCCGGACGGAAAACACACUUACUUUCACCUUCCACUAUGUAUGACGGGGCGGGUGGUCCCCUAGCUUGGAUGCCGUCGGGUUCUGCUGCAUUGAAUUUAAGAUUUGCGUAUGGUGGCCCCGCUCCAAAAGAUCAAAGAGGUUGGGAAAUGGGCAUCGCCGCUGGCUCACGCAUCCGCCAGGUCAUCCACAAAGACCCCUUCAGUUGCGUCACAUGGUGCAAGGCCCGGGCGACGAUACUCAGCGUACAGAUUCUCAACUCGGUGGCCUUCGAAUCUCUCACGGGCAUGCUCGCGCCGCCGUCACCCAUUACACCACAGAUGUAUAUGCAACAAGGGUUGCCAUUCUUCGCGUCCGAUGGCGAGGGAGCCGUCACUGACGGGGGACAUAAUCUAGUCGGCGCGAAGAGUGUGGGUGAGCUCGAUGCGAUUGGAGGAAAUGUUCAGCUAGGAUCGAACUUGAGUGGUUCGACCAAGGUGGGAUGUACUUGUUGUGGAAGAAUGUUAUGUGACUCGAUUCUUCGCCCCUGCAAUCACAUCUUCUGCUCUUCAUGCAUCACCAACUACAUGACCUACGGCAAUGCCGUGGUCUGCCGCGUCUGCAACACUCGCACAACCAAACUCCUUGGCUUCUCGGCGCCCAUGGCCCUUCCCGGCGAAGACCGCGUUGACCUCGGCAAUGCAAAGGUUAUAACCAUCCAGCCCUUCGAGGGUGAUCUAGGGUUUUAUAGCAUUUAUGAGUUGGAUGCAGUGACGAAGACUCAGACAACGGUGUAUGAGCUCCCGGGCUAG